Molecule: messenger RNA, 2277 nt
Organism: Oryza sativa Japonica Group (Japanese rice)
Lineage: Eukaryota; Viridiplantae; Streptophyta; Magnoliopsida; Poales; Poaceae
Biological process (GO): recombinational repair
Molecular function (GO): ATP binding; ATP-dependent DNA damage sensor activity; ATP hydrolysis activity
Source: RefSeq, a predicted model, not a curated record
CGUCCCGGCGCGCCCUUUCCCCUUCCCCUUCCCGCGCCGGCGUGCUCCCUCCCUUCCCCGCAAAACCCUCCAAAACCCUCUCGAAUUCCGGCCCAUUCCCCCCUCCCUCUCCAACCCUUCCACCCCAUGCCCCACCCCUCCGCCGCCGCGAUGCUCCCCUCGCCUUCCUCCCUCCUCCGCCUCCUCCGCCGCCCACACCCUCGCCUCCUCCCCCCGCCGCCCCCGCUCCUCACCCGCUUCCUCUCCUCUUCCUCCCCCGGCGACGCCGCCGGAUGGGCCUCCUACGACCCGCUGACCGACAGCCUCGCCCCACCGGCGGCAGCCGCCGCCGCGUCCGACUCGGAGGCCCCCGCGGAGGGCGAGGCUUGGGGCGUGUUCGACGCCGUGACCGGCCGCAUCGUCAUGAAGGAGCACCCGCCCUACUCCCAGCCGCCGCCGCCCGGCCCCGACGAGGAGAGGUCCAAGGUGGGGAGGAGGAGGAGCGCUGGGGUGAAGGACGAGGCGAGGUGGUCGUCGGUGGCCGCCGUGGGGAAGGCCCGCGGCAAGGCGGGGAAGGAGAGGGCCUCGUACGUGUGCGGCAACUGCGGGGAGGGCUUCUCGCAGUGGUGGGGCACGUGCCGCCACUGCGAGGCGAUGGGGACCCUGACCAAGUACGUCCCGGGCUCUGAUCCUGGUGCCUCCGUGGGGUCACACCAUGCCUUCCGGUCGUGGAUUCCGCAGAAGAGCAAGGAGAUGGUGCCCCAGAGCCUUCAGCAAGUGACCAAGGGAGUUGAUCAGUCCGAGUGGCGAAUACCGCUGUCCGGGAACUUCGGAAUGGAGAUUGCUCGAGUGCUUGGGGGUGGGGUUGUUCCUGGGUCCUUGAUUCUAGUAGGUGGGGAUCCAGGUGUAGGAAAAAGUUCAUUGAUAUUACAGCUUGCUUCUAUCAUGUCCGAGAAUAUUGGUGCUGGGGAGUCUUCUGCUAUCGUAUAUGUGUCUGGCGAGGAGAGCAUUGAGCAAAUUGGAAACAGGGCUGAUCGGAUGAGUAUCAAGUCUAGAAAUUUGUACUUGUAUUCUAGUACAGAUAUCGAGGAUAUCUUGGACAAAAUCCAACCAUUAUCUCCUAGGGCACUCAUUAUUGAUUCAAUUCAGACAGUUUAUCUAAGAGGAUUUGCUGGAAGUGCUGGGAAUAUGACUCAGGUGAAGGAAUGCACCUCUGCGCUGUUAAGAUUUGCAAAAUUGACAAAUAUUCCUGUUAUCUUGAUUGGACAUGUUACAAAAACUGGUGAUAUUGCUGGUCCCCGUUUGUUAGAGCACAUUGUAGAUGUUGUUUUAUAUAUGGAGGGAGAGAGAUGCUUAUCUCAUCGGUUGUUGCGAUCAGUGAAAAAUCGUUUCGGUUCAACAGACGAGCUUGGUGUAUUUGAAAUGUCAGGAUAUGGUCUACAACCUGUUCUGAAUCCAACCGAGAUGUUCUUAACUGAACAUGAUUUGGAUUCUGAAAUACUAGCUGGACUUGCUGUGGCUGUUGUUUUGGAUGGAUCCAGGACAUUUGCUAUUGAAGUUCAGGCAUUGUGUGUUUCAGGUUCUCCUCGCAAUGGAGAAGUUGUUGGUAUACCGAGAAAUAGGGCUGAUAUUAUAAUCUCAGUUCUUAUGAAGCAAGCAGGUCUAAAACUUCAGGAUAAUGCUGUUUUUCUAAAUGUUGUCAGUGGUUUCAUGUUGACAGAAACUGCAGGAGAUCUGGCAAUAGCAGCUUCAAUUUGCAGCAGUUUCUUAGAAUAUCCUAUACCAAAUGAUAUUGCGUUUAUCGGAGAGGUUGGCCUUGGUGGUGAACUUAGAACUGUGCCAAGAAUGGACAAGCGGGUGCUAGCUAUUGCGAAGUUGGGAUACAAGAAAUGCGUCGUUCCCAAAACCUCAGAGAAGCUGCUCAGACCGCUGAACCUUGAACUUGAGAUUUUGCCCUGCAGCAACCUGAAAGAGGUCAUAAACACCGUAUUUAGGCCACAAGGAUGAUGCUACACUCUGCUUACUACUUACAGUUGCUGACCGUAGGUAUUUAGAUCUAGUGUGCCUGGGUCAUUGGCCAGAUGCUAUGACGAUUGAGAGAGAUGAUGUAACUAUUUAUACUCAUUAACGGGUUUCAAUGUUCCAGCCAUUUUUGCGCCAGAAUACGGUCCCUUUCAUAGGAAUCGUAUUGGCUAUCCGUGCUGGAAUCCUGAACCCUUUACCUCUACCUUAAGUAUGUAAGAUGUCUUCUAUACACUAGUCUGAAAAUGAAAUUUGCUUGCAAGCUUCAGGGGGUCA